AUGUCCUCCAAUGGUGUCUCUACCGGCAAUGACCGUUUCAAUAGCGAUGCCACCAACUGGGACUCGAAUCCAAUCGUGCAGGAGGCGACCCGACUGGCUUUCCAGACUUUGAAGCCCAUCAUUCAACAGCUCUCGGCGUCCUCUGACAGUGGCCUCGAUGUCCUCGAAGUCGGCUGUGGUACCGGGUUGCUCACCCUCCAGCUUGCCCCGCUGGUAAAGGAUCUCGUUGCCGUCGAUCCAGCCCCUGGGCUCUACUGA
This is a messenger RNA of Aspergillus terreus NIH2624, 258 nucleotides long. RefSeq lists its product as uncharacterized. The record is from RefSeq and is a predicted model, not a curated record. NCBI's taxonomy places the organism in Eukaryota, Fungi, Ascomycota, Eurotiomycetes, Eurotiales, Aspergillaceae. The transcript is spliced from 2 exons. The coding region runs from base 1 to 258 and encodes 85 amino acids.